AUCCUGACUGAAUCCAAUUUGACAUGUUCGCGGUUGAGUUAUGAAAAUUUAUUAUUUGAUUGUCUGCUUGGAAGCGAAUGUUUUUCUUGUAAAAUAACUGCUUGUAAUUACUGUGACUAACUACCCAACAUAUGUAAGAAAGAUUGAUGCCCUUCUUUCAAGUCAUUAUCACUUCUCUCAUGACGCUUGGUAUUUUUGUAACAUUGAUUGGAUUGUCUUCUUUCCUGUGUUAUUAAAAUAAAACGUUUGACGUAUAUAAAGGAGAGGGUUAUUUAGAGCAACUUGAUUAAAUACUGUACAAGAUAAACUUUGUAUCACUUUGACUGUUUCCCUUUUGCUGUAAGUUGAUACUUUAGUUAUACUGUUUUUCUUGAGAAGGGUACCAGGCACAGGGAUGUGGCCAAAUUACUCUUGAGGAAACGAGCCAAGGGUGUGAUGUGUCCACUAGGUAACAUCGCCUCAUGGCUGACAUGCAUUAUACCUCUAUGUCCCGUGACCUGUCCACCGAAUCCGUCUCUACUCUUCGAAUAUCUGAGUAUGGACCUUUGGAUUGUCGUGAGAAGUCUUUUCCUAGUGACAGUAGCUCACCAAGUGGACCUUUACUAUCUGGGGAGCUGAGCCAUGAAAAACCCCACAGAGACAAAAAGGAUCACAGGGAUAGGUCAAAGGCAUACAGAAAAUAUUCAGAAUUAACUCCACCUGCAGUACAUAGCUGUUACGACAAUUAUGGAAGUUCAGUGGCGUGUAAAUCAAAUUCACUACCUGGUAGGUGUAACAGCAAUUCACCCGCAACGAAUUCCACAGUUGCAACAAAUAUACAAGCGGAGGAUUUGGCAAUGCAGCUAACACUCUUGGAUCUUGGGGCAUUCAGAUCCAUCAGACCCGAGGAAUUGUCUAGUUGUUCCUGGAAUAAAAAGAAUAAGCUCUUAGUAGCGCCAAAUGUUGUGUGCUUCACCAGAAGAUUCAAUCAUGUAAGUUUUUGGACAGUUCAAGAAAUUCUUAAUGCUCCAACGGCAAAACAACGGGCAGAGAUUCUAGCACACUUUAUACGUAUCGCUAAGAAGCUCUAUGACUUGAAUAAUCUUCACUCACUGUUUGCUGUAAUAUCUGGUAUGCAGAGUGCUUCGAUAUACAGGCUUAACAAGACGUGGUCAUGUUUAUCAAGAAAGGACAAGGCUUCUUUUGACAAGCUGGCCGAGGUGUUCAGUGACAAAAACAAUUGGAUGAAUUUACGAGAGCACAUGGACUCUUUGAAGCUGCCCUGCAUUCCCUACCUGGGCUUAUUCCUCACUGACCUUGUAUACAUCGACAUGGCUCCCCCUGUUAAUAAGAAUAAUGACAAUCACCAAAGGACCUUAAAGAUGAAUAGCGUUCUCACUAGAGUAGCAAUGUUCCAAACAAGCGAGUAUCCCGGUAUAGUUCCUCUGCCGGAUGUUCAGCGAUAUCUGAACAGUGUACGAUAUAUUGAAGAACUUCAGAAGUUCCUCGAGGAUGAUCAUUUUAAAUUGUCCAUGAAAUUGGAACCAAACUCUCCAGUAGCAUCUUCGAGUAGCAGCAAGGAAUCCGUUGGCGACGUCGCUUCUGGUGUAGCAGCACUGUCGUUGUCUCCAGCCAGAGGAUGUGCGGGAUCCUUAAGGCUGCAUGCAGCAUCUGCAGCCAACAAAUUCGUGCCAAGUCAUCGAAAGUGCAGAAGUCUCGGUACAAAGUUUCGUAGCACAAGCCUUCCACGCAACUUCCAUAAACAAGGAGGCAGAAUUGGAUCUAGCUUGGCAGCGACUGGAUAUAGAGACACCAUUGCCAACAGCAUGCACGACAUUUUUGGUAAGGCGAGCAAUGCAGUUCCCCAGGAGUCAAGUCAGUUGACAUUGCGUCAUCUGCUUGACGAUUCUGUUCUGGAGGAGCCACACUUGGCCCCUCAGAUUGUCGACCUGGAUGAAAACUCUCCAGGCUCUCCAGCAGAUACCCUGGAUGACGACUGCAGUUUGCUGUCCAGGACAAGUACCCUAACUAUAUCACCUUGUGAGCUCACUGAGGGAGCCCUGGAACCACGUUGCGGCUUACAAGGAUCUUUAAGACGUAAGGUUAUCCUCCGUGACGGUAGAAAACCAGCCGUUUCAACAUGGCAGCGUUACUGGGUGCAACUUUGGGCCUCUUCCAUCGUCUAUUUCUCUUCCAAAUGUUUCAAGGGCGACCGGUCAGACUUCAAACGUGAACCCUACAAAAUGGUUUCCAUCCUUGGCUGGAUCGUCGAGCCACAGGACAAUUCUUUGCAUCCGGACACGUUUAUCCUAACAGAUCCAAACAAAGGAAACGUUUACAAGUUUCGUGCUGGAAGUAACGAAUUGGCUGAACAGUGGAUAAAAGAAUUGCGAGCGACUGUCAGAGGCGCAACUGAUAGAAAACCAAUACCUGCUAAUCUAAUGUCAUUCGAAUAAAUGAAAUCCGAAUCCAUAAGAAAAGAACAACUGAAGAUCUAAGCAAGAUAGGCGUUUGCUGUUAGCGCUGCCUGCCGUCUUCCUUGCACAAGAAUCGAAUAUCAUUGGAGAAUUCUCCCGUAUUUCCUGCACGUGCGUCACACAUCUGUGCUCUCUAGUAGUGAAGUAAUAUUCUGUGUAUAGAGUGACUCGCGAAUCCUCUGCGUUUAUUGGUGUUGUCACUUUUUUUUACACGCAUCACAACAAACAUACUAUAGAUCAUCGUUUGAAGUAAGUCACAAUUAUAUCUAAUAACGAUGAUAAUAAUACCUCAAUUAUAUUUUUCGUAUAAGCUUUUGUGUACUAUCGCUCAUCCUUCAAAAACUUAGAGAAUCCAGCGGCUAAAAGAAUAUAUUAUACAUGAUAUUCUUUCUCAAAGGCUUCUCUCUAUUGUGAAUUUCACACUUUCUUUGUUCCUCAUUUUUUUAUUAUCUUUUUUUUUUUUGUAUGAUACUCGUGGUAAGCAUUUACAUCGUAUUUGGGCUGCGAUUCAACUGAUUGAUCCAUUUGUUUAAAAUGGUUCUAGAAUUUGAGAAUAUAUUCUUUUUUAUUUCUUUUUAUGGUGUCACAAUUGUUCAUACGAAGAAAAUUUGUUUGCGUUUAGCGUUGAUCUGGCAUCUCAUCGUUAAAAUUCGUGCAAUAAUCGUUAAUGCUUAAUUGUUUCUUUAAUUCGUUCUUACAAAAGAGAAAAGCCCCAUUCUUAUAGACUGCUUAGAACGAAAAGUCGAAAGAAAACCAAAUAAAAUCUCUGUCAACUUGCUAACACAAAGUUGUUGUGCAGAAUGGUCCCUGAUUAGGAUACGACGACACUUCCUAUAUUUAUUUGUAACAUAACUAACUUCCUGCCAGAAUCUUACUGUCCACUAGUAGCCCUGUAACCCUAUACACAUCACUGAUAAUGAACUGAAUAGUAAGGAGGUCGCCUUGAAAAAGAAAUUCAUGGUAUUUUUUAAUAACGAUAUUGUACAGACGACUGACUACGAUGAUGAUGAUGCUAAUGAUGAUGGUAAUGAUGAACAAUGAUGACCGCGAUUAAAGUACCUAGAAUAUAUAAUAUAAAUAUAACGUUUAUCACGUAGAGGAGGACUCGGGUUAACUAUUAAUUAUAUAAAUUUUAAUAUACAUAUACUAUAAGCUACAACUCGCAACGCAAUACAGAUAGCAGUGCUCGAAGGUUAUUAAAAGCGUUAUAAUAAUUAUAAUAAUAAUUAAGCCAUUCGUCUCAAUCUCAUAUCAUUGGUAAUGCUAUUUAAAGAUUUUGGCGGACAGUUAAUGUCUUUGUAUACACGAGCUACAUAUCUCUAAUGGGGAUGGGAGGGAACGAAGAAAGAGAAGGAAAAAUAAGGGGUUUAUUCAAAAAUAAAUAUAAAAGGAAAUGACGUCAGAAAUGUUUGAUUAUACGCAAUUACUUCAAAAAUCGAGUCAUUUGAGUCCUUAGGCUGUUGCUUGUCAUUCGCUUCUUUUUAUUUUCUCAUUUACAACAGUUGUAUUAUACAGUCAUUCAAAUAUUCUCAUUGACUACUCUCCUCCCAUCUAGUAAUCAUACGUUUUGGUAUACUACGUGUUACAAUAAUGAAACACGUCGGGCACAAUGUUGUAUUCUAUUUGAUGAAUGCACUUAACUACACCUUAGUACAGUUUGUAACAUGCGAGCAUUGUUCCUCAUUAUUGCAAUGAUCCAUUAAAUGAUCACUCCAUCACUGAAUCCUUGUUCAUUAUGUCAAUAACAGAGAGCAUCUUGUAUAACAGAUUGAUAUCAUCUCUAUCCCUGGUGAAUCUCAUAGCGGAAUCUCUCUAGUACAAUGGCAUUCUCUUUUAAUAUACUGUGAAUAAUUAUUGUGAAUAAUCUUGAACAGCCAUGGGGAGUAGCAUGUGUCUCGAUUACACGUUUAUAUAGUCUUUUACACUUUUAACUACUAUUCAAAAAUUCUCUUCUACACUCUUAAACUUUCAUGUAGAUUGGUACUAAAAUGUUACUUUAAUUCAGAGCUGAUCAUCUUUUGCAUAUUUUACUUUGUAAUUUGUUUAUUGAUGCAAGGAACCUCGUCGUUGUUGUUGAUUAUAUAUAUAUAUAUAUAUCUUUUUAAUUUUGUCUUUCUUAUUUUCUUUUGGAAACUAUUGUCUCAUUCUAAUUCAUGUUAAUGAGAACAAAGGACAAUGAAAACAAAAAAGGUAAAAAACAGCAAAACAAAGACUGACCGACUGAGCGAGCGAUCGUUUGACGAUAAAAAUUAUUGUGAAAUUAAUGUAACGCGUGGAUUGUUUACAGCAGUGUUAACGUUGCGCAUCGGCAACAAACGACUGAAAGCUUCAUUAUCUCUAGAAAUGUAUAUCGAGCAUCUCAUUGUAAUUAAUCAAAAAGCGACAAAGAAGUCGUGGCAACGAUUUGGACGCACAAAAAAGUCAGUAUGGAAAAAGUAACACAGAUUGUAUGAAUGAGGAAGUAAAUUGAAUUGAUGUUUUAUGUUUGUAUCACGGAAAUGUAUUUUUCUUUUCUCUCUCUCUCUCUCUCUCUCUCUCUCUCUCUUUCUCUCUCUCUCUCUCUCUCUGUCUCUCUCUCACUUUCUUUUUCUUUUGCAAGAUUCUUCUUAUCUUGCGCAUCUCAAGAUGGGUUAUUUAGUACUUUUAUGGUUUAUCUAAUGACUUUGUUUUUUCUUUCUAUUUCUCUUUUUUUUUUUCGUUUUAACUCAAUGUUAGAAUUAAACGAUGAUCUUUGUAUCGCAUGGUCUCAUUUCUUUCUUUUUCUAGUAGACAUCACAUUCUCAUGUAAUGCUCUCUGUCUCACUUUCUCGCUCUCUUACGCUCGUUUGUAAUUAAUGUAAUAUGUAUUUGCACACAAUACGGUCUGUCGUCCGUUAUACAUAAUGUAUGAUGUAUUUUAAUGCAAACAACGCGAGACAUUUGUAUCUCUUUAUUUUUGUAUGCGAGGAGAACAAAACGUAGAAUGAAGAGUCAGCUAAAAGCUCUGACACCUUCCGAUUCUACAUGUGUGAAUACUUAUCGUACGAUUGAAGUGAGAUGAUCAUGAUUAAUUAACAGAUAAAAUACACUCGAUUAAGUCCUAAUGUUAGUUAGUAUCAAGUUAUACGUACAAGUAUGUAUGUAAUUAAGCCACAAGAAGACUAUUUCUUUUAAA
Molecule: messenger RNA, 5610 nt
Organism: Cephus cinctus (wheat stem sawfly)
Lineage: Eukaryota; Metazoa; Arthropoda; Insecta; Hymenoptera; Cephidae
Gene: RalGPS
Product: ras-specific guanine nucleotide-releasing factor RalGPS2
Exons: 12
Coding region: 462-2435 (657 amino acids)
Biological process (GO): Ras protein signal transduction; positive regulation of GTPase activity
Cellular component (GO): plasma membrane
Molecular function (GO): guanyl-nucleotide exchange factor activity
Source: RefSeq, a predicted model, not a curated record